Molecule: messenger RNA, 351 nt
Organism: Symbiodinium natans
Lineage: Eukaryota; Dinophyceae; Suessiales; Symbiodiniaceae
Source: the annotation of a GenBank genome assembly
AUGUACUGCACUCUACAGGGCACGAGUGAGAACGCGCAAAUUUCAGCACGAGGGAGGCUGAUAGAGACAGCCAAAGUCGACGGUUGGCCGGAGACGUUUAUGCUGCUUUUCAGGACUGUCGUUGCCAGUACUGAGCGCAUUGUCAACCAGAUGGAGGAUGGGCUCAACAAGGCGCGGGGGGAAAGGCUUUUGAAGCUGUUCACUCGCUCCAUGUUUUACUGUGGGGAGGUCAGGCUACAAGCCGACAAUCGUCUGCUAGUUUCUGGCAUCAGCAUUGCAGGUUCUACUGUAGAUGGCGAGAUCUGCCCCCUGCUUCAUCAUCGCGUGUCUGGAGAUCGGUCAAGACAGCAG